CAGGGCUCCUGGGUGCCGAGGGUUCAAGCCGUUUUUUGGGAGGCGGGAAAGGCAAGUCUCCCUCCCCAAGUUCCAACUCUUGAGAGUUGAGGAAGAGGGUGGAAGAUAAACGGGGUGCGGGGCAGGAGAGCUAUUCCCAAAUCCUCCCCACACAGUCGGGGCUCUAAAACAAAGAUAAUUACCCAACAUUCACCUACAGAUCAGACCUGGCGCCAAAGCAAGGACGUCUACGUCUGGACCCGGUUCCUGACCUAUUCCUACGACCAGGAGCGCUGUGAGUUCCCAAAGACGAGCAGCGCCAGGUGCCACGCUCACAGUAUCUGAAAGAAAGGAAGCAUCAACACCCCUGUGCACCUCCACCAAGAUGGCUGCUCUUGGACACACGCUGCCCUUCUACACUGGCCCCAAGCCAACCUUCCCAAUGGACACCACUUUAGCUGUUAUUAUCACCAUCUUCCUGACUGCCCUGGUCACCUUCAUCAUCAUCCUGCCUGGCAUCCGUGGGAAGACAAGGCUGUUCUGGCUGCUACGGGUGGUGACCAGCUUAUUCAUCGGGGCUGUGAUCCUGGCUGUGAAUUUUAGUUCUGAGUGGUCUGUGGGCCAUAUCAACACCAACACAACCUACAAAGCCUUCAGUCCCAAGCGGGUCAGCGUGGACGUGGGACUGCAGAUUGGGCUCGGAGGACUCAACAUCACCCUCACAGGGACCCCAGUGCAGCAGCUGAAUGAAACCAUCAACUACAAUGAGGAGUUCACAUGGCGCCUGGGCAAGAGCUAUGCAGAGGAGUAUGCCAAGGCCUUGGAGAAGGGCCUUCCAGACCCGGUGCUAUACCUGGCUGAGAAGUUUGCCCCUCGAAGCCCUUGUGGCCUGUACAACCAGUACCGCCUGGCAGGACACUACGCCUCAGCCAUGCUGUGGGUAGCAUUCCUCUGCUGGCUGCUGGCCAAUGUGAUGCUGUCUAUGCCAGUUCUGGUUUAUGGUGGCCACAUGCUGCUGGCCACUGGCCUCUUCCAGCUGUUGGCACUGUUCUUCUUCUCCAUGACCACGUCACUCAUGUCCUGCCCGCUGCGCUUGGGCACUGCUGUACUGUACACUCACCGUGGGCCUGCUUUCUGGAUCACAUUAGCCACAGGACUGCUGUGCAUUCUGCUUGGCCUGGUCAUGGCAGUGGCCCACAGGAUGCAACCUCACAGACUGAAGGCUCUCUUCAACCUGAGCUCGGAGGACCCCAUGUUGGAGUGGGGCUCUGGAGAAGGGGGACUCCUGAGCCCCCACUACCGGUCCAUAGCUGAGAGUCUGGAGACGCAGGACAUUCCCAUGUCAGAGGCUUCCUCUGAGAUGUGUCUUAAAGAGGAACACCUCAAAGAGUCCGACUGUUCCCUGUAACGCUCUUCUCCUGGUGGACACUGAGUUUCCAGACUGGCUGCAGACCUCACUGGAGCCCACACAAAACCAGCAGAACUGCCCAGGAAGUGGGUUUGGGUUGUGUCACGUGCCCAGCUCCAAUUUGUUGAUGUAACAGAGCAGGGAGGCACAACCUACUAAUGCAAAAAAUAAAUGAACAAAAGUCCCAAGGUUCUGAAGACAUGUCAGACAGGCCCAUAAACUGUUGUCAUGGCAACAGCACCGGGGUGGCUGUUAAUGCACAGUAACAGCCUUCUUGAAUGAUUCAAGG
This is a messenger RNA of Rattus rattus (black rat), 1676 nucleotides long. RefSeq names its product dual oxidase maturation factor 1 (gene Duoxa1). The transcript is spliced from 8 exons. Gene Ontology annotation, cellular component: endoplasmic reticulum membrane. Lineage: Eukaryota; Metazoa; Chordata; Mammalia; Rodentia; Muridae. Bases 365 to 1387 code for a protein of 340 amino acids. Gene Ontology annotation, biological process: protein transport. The record is from RefSeq and is a predicted model, not a curated record.